CCCAACGAUUUCCUAGUUUAUUCUGACAUUCCCUACUUUAGAACAGCAGUUGUACGUUUAUUUUCCCCCAUCAUGGGUAUGGAUCUUAUUGGUUUCGCAUAUGCUGCUGCUGUUGCCGCUGGAGGCAUCGCUGGUUACGCCAAAGCAGGAUCUGCCUAAGCGCUGUUCGACACCACUCGAGCCCGAGACUGACCCUCUGGUAUUCCUGGAUUCGACAUCGACACCCCGCCCAGAAGCAGCGUGCCCGUCACCCAACAAAGUUAGCAGCACCUAGUUGUGCACCCUCGACCCCGUCGCCCGCCCAUCGACAACGACUCGCACCCCACACGACCCCGCCGCCAUGGGCGUCAACGAGGCCGUGCUCGAGUACCUGGUGGGCCAGAACAGGCCCUACAGCGCCACGGACGUGACGCAGAACCUGCUGAACGCGCACAGCAAGGGCGCCGUCCAGAAGGCGCUCGAGCACCUGGCGGCGCAGGGCCGCAUCAUCGAGAAGGAGAACGGCAAGCAGAAGGUGUACUGCGCGCUGCAGAACGAGUCCGGCGGCGCCUCCAAGGAGGAGGCGGCCCGCGAGCUGCAGGAGCUGAGCGCGAGCGUCGCCAGCGCCACCCAGAACCUCCGCGCCGUGGAGCAGCAGGUGCGUGAAGCCGAGGCCGAGCUCAAGAGCCUCCUGGGUGCGCCGACCACCGACGAGGCCGAGAGCGAGGUGGCCGCCCUGGAGUUGCGCGUGCAGCGGCUCCGCGCCAAGCUGGCGGACCUCACAGACACCUGCGUCAAGGUCAACCCUGAGGAUCGAAAGAAAGUCGAUCGUUUGCACGAGACGAUGCUUCGCGAAUACAGGAAGCGCAAGCGGAUGUGCAUGGACGUCUUAGAGCAAGUUCUGGAAAACCACCCGAAAAGCAAGAAGGAACUUAUCGAGGAAAUCGGCAUCGUCACGGAUGAAGAAGCUGGAUACAAGCUGUAGCAACGGGUGCUUAUUUUCAAAAUGUUUCACCUGUAAUCGUCUUAAAUUGCAUUUAAUGCCUCUCUAAUGAUUUUGUCAGAGAUAUUUACGUGAUUUUUAUGUUUUUCUCAAUGUCUGGUAUAGUACCUGUAUGUAUUUAUUUUUCACUAAUGCAUUUAAUGUUUCUGAAACUGUGAUUAUUUUUAAUUUGGCAAUUGCUGCUGUACUUACAUUCUAAAAUCAAUAUUAAAACUUGCUUUUGUAUGAUUUUGUAA
Molecule: messenger RNA, 1218 nt
Organism: Frankliniella occidentalis (western flower thrips)
Lineage: Eukaryota; Metazoa; Arthropoda; Insecta; Thysanoptera; Thripidae
Product: transmembrane protein 14C
Exons: 4
Coding region: 341-964 (207 amino acids)
Biological process (GO): regulation of heme biosynthetic process; meiotic joint molecule formation; meiotic strand invasion involved in reciprocal meiotic recombination
Cellular component (GO): mitochondrial membrane; DNA recombinase auxiliary factor complex; condensed nuclear chromosome
Molecular function (GO): double-stranded DNA binding; recombinase activator activity
Source: RefSeq, a predicted model, not a curated record